ACUUGGUUGCAGUUGCUCAAACGCAGCUGCCAGUUUGCUCACUUCUCUGCCUUAGCCCCAGGGUGACGGGACGCCCUGGAGUCCAGCCAUGCAGCGGCGGGUCGCGCUGCAGGCCCUGUUGCUGGCGGUGCUGCUGGCAGAACCGAGGAGUUCGAAGGGGCGCCUGCUGAGCGCCUCGGACUUGGAUCCCAGAGGAGGGCAGCUGGUCUGCUGGGGAGGGACACGGAGGCCUUGCUAUAAAGUCAUGUACUUCCCUGAUGCUUUUCAAAGACUGAACUUUGAGGAAGCCCAAGAAGCCUGUAGGAGGGAUAGGGGAGAGCUAGUCAGCAUCGAAACAGAAGAUGAGCAGAGACUGAUAGAAAAGUUCAUUGAAAACCUCCUGGCAUCUGAUGGUGAUUUCUGGAUUGGCCUCAGGAGGCUGGAAGAGAAACAGAGCAACAACACAGCCUGCCAGGACCUUUACACUUGGACAGAUGGAAGCACAUCACAGUUCAGGAACUGGUAUGUGGAUGAGCCUUCCUGUGGCAGCGAGGUCUGCGUGGUCAUGUACCAUCAGCCAUCAGCACCACCCGGCAUCGGGGGCUCAUACAUGUUCCAGUGGAACGACGACCGGUGCAACAUGAAGAACAAUUUCAUUUGCAAAUACUCUGAUGAAAAACCAAAUACAACACCCUCUAUAAGGCAUAGAGGUGAAGUGACUGAGCCAGCAACACCCGUACUUCCAGAAGAAACACAAAAUGAAGACACCAAAGAAACCUUUAAAGAAAGCAGAGAGGCUGCUUUGAAUCUUACCUACAUCCUAAUCCCCAGCAUUCCCCUUUUUCUCCUACUUGUGGUCACUUCAGCUAUAUGUUGGGUUUGGAUCUGCAGAAGAAAACGAGAGCAGCCAGACCCUAGCACAAAGGAGCAACACAGCAUCUGGCCCACUCCUCACCAAGAGAACAGCCCCGAUCUAGAUGUUUAUCACGUCAUCAGAAAACAAAGCGAAGCUGACUUAGCUGAGCCCCGGCCAGACCUGAAGAACAUCUCAUUCCGGGUGUGUUCUGGGGAAGCCACACCCGAUGACGUGUCUUGUGACUAUGACAACAUGGCUGUGAACCCAUCGGAAAGUGGGUUUGUGACUCUGGCAAGUAUAGAGAGUGGAUUUGUGACCAAUGACAUUUAUGAGUUCUCCCCCAGCAGAAUGGGGAGGAGCAAGGAGAGUGGAUGGGUAGAAAAUGAAAUAUAUAACUAAGACAUAUGAAAAAACUGGCAAAAAAUGAAAACAGAAAGCAAAGGCCUCCUGUUUCUUUCAAGGAAAAUAUUCAGAAAGCUUAUGGAAAUGCUCAGCUCGGGUGUUAGGGGCGAGCACAGCAUCACAAGUUCCUACUGGGUCCCCAAAUUCUGACUGCAUUCCUUAUCAGAGAGCCUCACUCAGCUCAGCCUUGUGAGAAGGCAUCUUGCCCGGGGGCUGCUGCACAACAGACCCUCAACAAUUGUCAGACAGUAGCUUAUAUGUGAUGUCAAGGGCUGGUGCCCUCACUAGGCAGGAUAAAUGUGUUCCUAGGGGGCAUGGACAGUCCACCUCUGGGUUCUGUUCUCCUUGCUUUACACAGCAGUACGUGCAGUCACCAUGGAAUCUUCUCAGAGCCCAUGUGUGGAAGCCCCAGGCUGGCCUGCACAUCAGCAAUUCCCAAAUCUGCACCCCACCCCCUGAAAAAAAAUAAAAAAAUAAAAAAAUAAAAAAAAUAAAAAGCAGGAAG
This is a messenger RNA of Psammomys obesus (fat sand rat), 1742 nucleotides long. It is a transcript of the gene Layn, whose product is annotated as layilin. Gene Ontology annotation, molecular function: hyaluronic acid binding. NCBI's taxonomy places the organism in Eukaryota, Metazoa, Chordata, Mammalia, Rodentia, Muridae. The coding region runs from base 89 to 1234 and encodes 381 amino acids. The record is from RefSeq and is a predicted model, not a curated record. The transcript has 8 exons.